GGAUUGGAGAGCGCGAUGGCGGGGGAACACUUCCGGGUCAUUCUGGCGGGGAAGAUGGCGGCGCGGUCGGGGUCGAGCGCUCUGGCGGGGAAGAUGCUGCGGCUGGUGCUGGCGGCGGCGGUGCUGGGCCUGCCCGGACAGGCCGGGGCGGCGGCGGCCGGGGGCGGCGGAUCCCGCACUCUGGUGCUGCUGGAGAACAUGAACCUCAAGGACACGCACUCGCUCUUCCUCCGCAGCCUGGCAGGCAGGGGCUUUGAUCUGACAUUCAGGACUGCUGAUGACCCUGGCUUGUCCCUCAUUAAAUAUGGGGAGUUCUUAUAUGACAACUUGAUCAUAUUUUCUCCAUCUGUAGAAGAUUUUGGAGGAAACAUCAACGUGGAGACCAUUGCUGCUUUUAUUGAUGGAGGUGGAAGUGUCCUCGUGGCUGCCAGCUCUGAUAUUGGUGACCCUCUUCGAGAGCUGGGAAGUGAGUGUGGGAUCGAGUUUGAUGAGGAGAAGACCGCAGUCAUUGACCACCAUAACUAUGAUGUCUCUGACCUGGGCCAGCACACCCUCAUCGUUGCUGAUUCCGAGAACCUCCUGAAGGCUCCGACUAUUGUGGGCAAGAGGCCACUGAACCCCAUUCUCUUCCGGGGGGUCGGGAUGGUGGCUGAUCCUGACAACCCUCUGGUGCUGGAUAUUCUCACUGGCUCUUCUACUUCUUACUCCUUCUUUCCGGACAAGCCCAUCACGCAGUACCCUCAUGCUGUUGGAAAGAACACCCUCCUGAUUGCUGGGCUUCAGGCCCGGAAUAAUGCCCGUGUGGUCUUCAGCGGUUCCCUUGACUUCUUCAGUGACGCCUUCUUCAACUCUGCUGUGCAGAAAGCUACGCCCGGCUCUCAGAGGUAUUCCCAGACGGGGAACUACGAGCUGGCCAUCGCCCUCUCCCGCUGGGUGUUCAAGGAGGAGGGAGUCCUGCGCGUGGGAGAGGUCUCGCACCACCGCGUCAGGGAGACGGCACCCCCUAGUGCCUACACCGUCACGGACCUCGUGGAGUACAGCAUCGUCAUUGAAAAGCUGUCGGACGGCAAGUGGGUCCCCUUUGACGGGGACGACAUCCAGCUGGAGUUUGUCCGCAUCGACCCCUUUGUGAGGACGUUCCUCAAGAGGAACGGAGGCAAGUACAGUGUCCAGUUCAAGCUUCCCGAUGUCUACGGAGUCUUCCAGUUCAAAGUGGAUUACAACCGGCUGGGCUACACCCACCUGUACUCCUCGACACAGGUGUCCGUGCGUCCGCUCCAGCACACCCAGUACGAGCGCUUCAUCCCCUCGGCAUACCCGUACUACGCCAGCGCCUUCUCCAUGAUGAUGGGCCUCUUCCUCUUCAGCAUCGUGUUCCUGCACAUGAAAGAGAAGGAGAAGUUGGAUUGAUCGAGCAUCUCCCCGCCGGAGGGAGGGAGGGAGGGGGGAGCCACCCUUCCACGCCGUGUGGACACUCUGGUGCCGGCGCUGGGGUCCCAGCAUCCACCCAGUCACUGAUUGCAACCGGCUGGCCCUCAGGCCGAGGACGAGGAGGAGGAGCGGGAGGGUGGAAGCAGCCAAGAAGGGCCUCUGCGUGGACCUGACCAAUUGCUGGUGUCUGUCAACAUUUUGCCCAUUGUUCCUGCUGCCACUGUCCUGUUUCUGGUCUCCUGACCCAGGAUCACUGGUUUUUGGUUUUUCCAAAUAAAGAGGCAGUUCCCCCCAUCUUCA
Hemicordylus capensis (graceful crag lizard) is the source of this 1731-nucleotide messenger RNA. RefSeq names its product dolichyl-diphosphooligosaccharide--protein glycosyltransferase non-catalytic subunit (gene DDOST). Gene Ontology annotation, cellular component: endoplasmic reticulum membrane; oligosaccharyltransferase complex. Lineage: Eukaryota; Metazoa; Chordata; Lepidosauria; Squamata; Cordylidae. The transcript is spliced from 11 exons. The record is from RefSeq and is a predicted model, not a curated record. The coding region runs from base 16 to 1410 and encodes 464 amino acids.